CGUGGGAUCUUGGGGAGACGAGAAGUCUUAAAUGAGAGAAGCUAGAUUCCGAGUCUGUUGUGUUUUUGUUGUGACAGGCUGAUAUCAGUGAUCUUGUAGAUUAUACGAGAAAUGCCACCAAAAGGGAAAGGUGGUAAGGGUGGGAAAGGGGGCGGUGGCGGUGCUUCUGGCAGUGGAGACUCGGAAAAGAAAGAGAAAGCACAGAAAGGAGGCACUGCUGUCAAGGUCCGACAUAUUCUAUGUGAAAAGCAUGGAAAAUGCAUGGAAGCUAUGGAAAAAUUGAAAGCUGGUGUACGUUUCAGUGAAGUUGCCACACAAUUCAGUGAAGACAAAGCCAGACAAGGGGGCGACCUGGGCUGGAUGACUAGAGGAUCGAUGACGGGCCCAUUCCAGGAUGCUGCAUUUGCCUUACCGGUCAGCACUAUGGACAAACCUGUAUACACAGAUCCACCUGUCAAAACAAAAUUUGGUUAUCACAUCAUCUUGGUCGAGGGAAAGAAAUAACUGAACCUGUGGUUUGGUCCUCAUACGCUACAGCUCUGACAGUGCCCAUUGUUGAAGAUUUGAUUUUUCAUUUUAUUGUGUUGUUUAUUAAUGCGACUUGCAGCAAUAUUUUUGUUAGGAGGUGUAAGAAAGAAUAAAAACAUAAAAUGCUGUCAUUA
This is a messenger RNA of Sardina pilchardus (European sardine), 662 nucleotides long. It is a transcript of the gene pin4, whose product is annotated as protein (peptidylprolyl cis/trans isomerase) NIMA-interacting, 4 (parvulin). The record is from RefSeq and is a predicted model, not a curated record. Gene Ontology annotation, biological process: rRNA processing. Gene Ontology annotation, molecular function: DNA binding; peptidyl-prolyl cis-trans isomerase activity. Bases 112 to 504 code for a protein of 130 amino acids. NCBI's taxonomy places the organism in Eukaryota, Metazoa, Chordata, Actinopteri, Clupeiformes, Clupeidae. Gene Ontology annotation, cellular component: nucleus. The transcript has 4 exons.